This is a messenger RNA of Didymodactylos carnosus, 2664 nucleotides long. NCBI's taxonomy places the organism in Eukaryota, Metazoa, Rotifera, Eurotatoria, Philodinida, Philodinidae. The record is from the annotation of a GenBank genome assembly.
AUGUUAGCAGGAAACGGUGCAAAUAAAAUAAUAACAUCCAAUAAGGAACAAACUUUACACAAUAAACCUAUUAUUUUAGAUUUUCAAAAGUACAAGGAAAAAGAAAAUCGCCGACCAGAAGUCACGUUUACUUCCUCAUCCUCUGGUGGAUCUGCACCAAAACGUUAUCAUACAGUUUACAGCGAAGGAACGCCGUUAACCUCGUUCGGGAUUAAUGGGGAUGUGAAUAAUCCACGAGCACAUUCGCCACCAAAUCAACAAACACCACAGCAGAAUCAGCGUCCAUUAAAACAAGUCAAAGAAUUUUUAGGUGUUGAACCUAAUCAGAGUGAUCGACGAUAUUUAUCAGCUCAGCGUGACAAUAGCAAUAGUGUACGAAUAAGUCAAAUAGACACUGUCAAAAAUGUGAAUGCAGCAUUAACGAAAACUCUAAACAAAUUACGUCCAGAUCAACCUCAAUCAAAUGGCCGAUCAACUCCAAUGUAUGGCUAUGAAACGGGCUUCAACCACAAUAGUCGAUCGAAAUCCAACUCACGUCCAAAUUCAAUUCAUAAUAAUAAUAAUUAUCCGACGGUUUAUUACGGUCUAGCUAGUCAUGGGGCAUCUGGCGAUGGAGGUGGACCAUUGCCAGCUGAACUAAUCACUAAACGAGCACCAACUCCUGCAGCAACCAUCAUCAAUGUACAAAACAACAAUAAUUCAAGAGUGCCAUCCGCACGUUCAGUGACAAACGCUGCUUCCACUACAUCAGCAGCACUUGUCACAUCGAAUCCAAUUACAACAGUAAAAUCACAGCCUCCUCGAGAGACAAAAUCUAUUGAUAUAGCAACAAUUAAUAGUGAUUAUAAUCACCUACCGCGAACGCCAACACCGACAACAACACGUAAAGUUCAAGCGAAAAGUGUUGGUACGGGUCUACAUCAAUUGGAUGUAUUUAAUUUUAAUUCAGUUCUAUUAGAUGACCAACCAUUUGAAAAUAAGGGUCAAAUGCAAGUAACUCGAAAGCAAAAUCACGCAACAAAACUACCAACAACAAAUGGCACAAAUACUAAAUUAUCGCUGCCCGAAGUCAGUGUCAAUCCACGUAUUAAAAGUACUGUACAGCAAACACAACAAUUACAUCGAUCAGCGAAUAAUUCGUCUGAUGAACAGUUACAAGCACGAGAACUGUACAUUAUACCUGGUUCAAGUGUUAAUAAUUCAGAAUCUCAAAAGCAUACGAUACAAGUUGAACAACAACGAUCAAGUUCAAAUGAACGCUCUUCACCUCCUUUAUCCCCAGUGACCAAUAAAAAUCCACGUGUACAAAUUGUUGAUGUUCAACAACAACAAUCACGAUCAAGACCGGAUUACGCUGCUAAUAAUCUGCCAAUGGCAAACAAUAAACUAAAUGACGCUUAUCACGAAAAAGAGUCCGAAGUACAAACACCAUCUACACAAUUUACCGUUGAAAAUGAAACGGAUUCAACAUCAACAUUGGUCGGCAUGAAACAAAACGAUAAAAACGGAGGAGAUGGUUCGACUCCUCCACCCUCACCGGCUACAAAAGAACUGAAUCGUGUUUGGAAAAAACAUCGGAAUAAAUAUUCGAUUAAAACCGUUACAUCGACAUUAAUAGCAAGAAAAAAUAUCAGAACACAUCGACCACCAUGCAGAUUAAAGAAUUAUGGUGAACAAACAGAUGAUUCAGAGUCAAUAACAGAUACACAAAGUAAAGAAGAAAUAGCACAACAAAAAGAUGGAAUGGCUCGACGCCAAGGCAAUCAUAUCAGUGAUUUGGGAAGUGAUGGAUGGAGUGACUUGACCAGUGAAUUUAGUGAUUCAAAAUUGCGAAAACAUCCGGAUAUUCGCACAUCGACACCUAAUAUAACAAGACAUAGUUCAAGUUUGAGCUCAAAAGAAGUCUUACAGAUACGAAAACAAUUAACAGAUUUACAACGAAUGUAUAAUGAUUUACUAAAACUGCUUGAUAUCGAUAUUGACUCGAUCAGAAGUAGUAUCAAAUCAAGCACAUCAUCUCAACAAGAUCAUCCCGGGCUGUUACCAAAAAAACAUCGAUUUCGUAAAGUGAUGCCAUCUAUUGCUUAUGCAAAUACGGAUAUGAGAGAAGUAGAUCAACGUUUUACUCGUCUUGAAUCAUCAAUCGUAACAUUAGCUGAAAGUAUCGCCAAAAUAUCGGCACAAAUUCAACUUCAACGUGUCGUGAAAGAUGAUAUUUAUCAUUUACGUAAUGAAGUAGCUGAUUUACGUCAACUAAUGCAUCGUCAACAAUCCACUGGCUCAUCAUCAACCGCACAAUUACGCCUAAUAAGUGCCAAUGUUCAUCGUUUAAAUACACCAUUAAAUCUUUCCACGUCUUACAUACAGUCAAUGAGCACCAUUCAACGUUCAAAUUCUAUCAUUGAUCCAAGACAAGCAAGAAAAAUUGAACAAUUCUUCGGCACGGAGGCAAUGCUACGGUAUUUUCUUAGUUUACUUGGUUAUGAGGAAUAUGCCGCUGUACUUGAACAAGAAAAAAUUGGUAUCUAUGAAUUACCUUAUAUUAGCGAAAGAAAAUUACACAGUCUCGGCAUACCGUCUGGUCCUGGAACAAGAAUCGUUUAUGAAGCUCAACAAUAUUUUAUAUCACUUUUAACACUAAAAUCAAGUGGAGUCGAUGUAUAA